AUGCCCCGUGAGCACCCACCGUCCGUCUCCCGCUGGUCACUUGACCAGAUUCCAUUUCUGUCAUCACUCUCACUAUCAUUUUCACUUUUGCCCUCUGGCUAUUCCUGGCUCUAUAUUGUCCUAGCAAUACCCGUCGUCAUGGCCGCCGGCCUCUUCUCCAUCCCAGGUUUGGGCGACAGGUUCGCGGUGCGGUAUCGAUCACAGCAACAGAAACGAACCGAGCUGCAUAAACAGAGGAUGGGCUCGACCAAGUUCCUUGGCUCUCAGGUGGGAGGCAGCUCUGUCAUCAGCUACUCUUACACCGAUUUCCCCUGGAAGCUGCUCGCAUGGGACAUCUACUACUUUUUCCAGUACAUCUGGGCGCUUCCGUGGAUCGUAUGGCCUAUUACCCCAGCCGACUCGGGGGAGCUGGACGAGUUGGCUUUCACAAGACAAAACCUCUUUUGUGUGUGUACGCACCUUUUUCUGUGCGUUUUGCAAAUUGCCUUCAUUCUGGCAUUGCCAUUUGCCAUCUUACUGCCUAUCUGGAUCGCUGGCCUCGCCUUCGGUGCCUUCUUCGCCAUCAAUUAUCUGCUCUGUUUGCUCCUGAACGGGCCAACUCUCACCUACACCUCGGACCCCAAGUAUGCACCAGAGCUACCGGAGCACGCUCACGAGAAAUGGAUCUUUUUGAACGGAGUUGCUGUAGGGGACCAUUGGAUGAAGAAUAAUUUGAACAGACUUGCUCUCACCUUUAAGCGGCCCAUCCUUGGUAUCCACAACCAGACUUCAGGAAUCCUGUUUGACGUUGUCGAGUGUCUAAUCCAACGGAACCUCGGAUACGCUACGUACGAUGUGCGCAUGUGCUAUCGUAUUGUCAAGGAAACACUCUACAACCCGCAGUACUCCAAGGUUGUCUUCGUGUUACAUUCACAAGGAGGUAUUGAAGGUGGCCUGGUUCUCGACUGGCUGUUGCAGGAACUGCCACAAGAUCUUCUUGCCAAGCUUGAGGUAUACACUUUUGGCAAUGCCGCAAACCACUUCAACAACCCCCAUCGCCAUGCAGUGUCUCAGGCUCUCGCACAAAAUAACCCUGCCGCCAUGACAUUGACUACAACCAGCAUAACCCACGGCGAUUUUGUCAGCAGUCCCAUAUCGCCAAUCGCCAACAGCGGCCAACAUCGCCUGGUCUCGAGUCUCAGCAAUGGAACCAAAAGCGAAAACGGCAACCCACGCACACCCAGUAUCCCCAAAGAGUCGUCGUCCAUUUCCUCUCGAUCAUCGACAGCCGCACUGGAUCGCGCCAUCGGCCAUGUUGAGCACUACGCCCACACCACGGACUUUGUCGCAAUAUGGGGCGUCCUGCACUUCUGCACAUCCCUCACAGCGGACCACAGCAUGCCGCGCUUCAUCGGGCGGCUCUUCGUGCGGGCGUCGGAGCGCGGCGGUCACCAGUUCUGCCAGCAUUACCUCGACGGCAUGUUCCCCCUCGCAAAGAAUCCGGAGACGGGCGAGUUUAUCGGCGCCGCGGAGGAGAGCGAGUUCAUGGAGAGCGAGAUUCAGGUCGGGCGGCAGGGUGACGCCGGAGCCAAUGCUCGCGAGGCGUUUGAGGUCACGUACCUGGGUCGUGAUGUCAAUAAUGAGGUCGAGUUCCACGGAGAGCACGUCAGGGGGCGGCACAGGAAGAAGACGGUCAAGGUGAAGGAUCUUUCGAGGCUAUGGCUUUAUCGCAAUGGACGUAGCCCGCCCGAGACGCCGCCAUAUUUGUAUACGGAGAAUGGUAUUGUGAGGAACGCGACUUUGUAA
This is a messenger RNA of Colletotrichum orchidophilum, 1785 nucleotides long. RefSeq lists its product as uncharacterized. The transcript is spliced from 3 exons. NCBI's taxonomy places the organism in Eukaryota, Fungi, Ascomycota, Sordariomycetes, Glomerellales, Glomerellaceae. The record is from RefSeq and is a predicted model, not a curated record. Bases 1 to 1785 code for a protein of 594 amino acids.